Symbiodinium natans is the source of this 1789-nucleotide messenger RNA. The record is from the annotation of a GenBank genome assembly. Lineage: Eukaryota; Dinophyceae; Suessiales; Symbiodiniaceae.
GUCGAAGCGAAUGGAGUUGUUGCCUGGGGAUUUCACAUUCCCAAUGAGAUCCGAACAGCUUGCACUGCAGGAGAGCCUUCGUAAGCCGACCCUCUCAGAUCAGGACUGCUCGUGGGGAGGCACAGAUGGUGCCGGACCACGCGCCCCGCCUGGGGAUUCGCCGGACGAGCCUUUGCCUCCGCCCGGUGUGCCUGAUUUGGACGGCUCCGAUUUGAAGGAUCGUUUGUCCGAGUACUUGGACCAAGUGGCUAAGGAAAACGAGGACUAUGUUCCCGAAGAUGUCGGAGCUGUGGAGGACUGGCUGGGGAGGGAUGCACAACGGGAGGCUGACAUUGAAAGAUUCGAACGCAAGAAGGCUCGUGAAGCCGAGGAAGAUGCUCGCAAGGCCCUUAGAGACUCCCCGGCCAUGCCUGUCAUCGCCGAGCCUGACCCCGAGCCCCAUAGGGAUCGCAUGGCGUCCUUGUAUUGGGCCAAACUUGGUCAGGUUGCGAGUGAGAUGUUUGCUGCUGUUGCCAGGGUUGUCGGGCCUAAAGAAAUCGAAAGUACUCCCGCUGCGAAAGAAGCCAUGGACCGAGAAUGGAAGAAACUUGCCGAUAAGUCUUGCUGGCUCGAAAAGAAGGUUCGAGAGUACCGGGAUGUUGCCGCGGAAGCCAAACACAAGAAUGUCAAGGCCCAUUUCGGGAAAAUCUUUGAGAUUUGUUCGGUCAAGGGGGAUGAACUCCCGGACGGGCUCGCCUUGUACGGCCACCCUGACUCAGGUGGUAUCUGGGAAAGGAGCGAUCGCCCCGUGGAGAUCGUCAUCAACACCAUGGAGGUCCCCGUCACCCGCGCCAACGCGCAGGAAACCAAGCCGUGGUUGAAGGGUAAGGCCAAAGUGAUCAAGACGCUUCCCAUUUCUCCGUACAUUGCAAAGGAGAACUGGGACUGGAAAGAGGGAAGAGGGGGAACCGGCGAUAGGACGCCGUGGACCGGCAAGACUGUUUUCAAGAUCAAAGAACAAAACAAGAAGGCUUUCGCAGGAGCAGCAGAGGAGCGAGAUCCAGUGGUCGAGCACCCCGAUCCUGAGAUCUCCGCAGCCAUCAAUGAGGUGCCGCCGAUAGAUAUCCCCAAAGAGAAGCUCAAAAGACCAGGCACAGAUGGUGCCGGACCACGCGCCCCGCCUGGGGAUUCGCCGGACGAGCCUUUGCCUCCGCCCGGUGUGCCUGAUUUGGACGGCUCCGAUUUGAAGGAUCGUUUGUCCGAGUACUUGGACCAAGUGGCUAAGGAAAACGAGGACUAUGUUCCCGAAGAUGUCGGAGCUGUGGAGGACUGGCUGGGGAGGGAUGCUCCCGGAUCUUCUAAGGCACAACGGGAGGCUGACAUUGAAAGAUUCGAACGCAAGAAGGCUCGUGAAGCCGAGGAAGAUGCUCGCAAGGCCCUUAGAGACUCCCCGGCCAUGCCUGUCAUCGCCGAGCCUGACCCCGAGCCCCAUAGGGAUCGCAUGGCGUCCUUGUAUUGGGCCAAACUUGGUCAGGUUGCGAGUGAGAUGUUUGCUGCUGUUGCCAGGGUUGUCGGGCCUAAAGAAAUCGAAAGUACUCCCGCUGCGAAAGAAGCCAUGGACCGAGAAUGGAAGAAACUUGCCGAUAAGUCUUGCUGGCUCGAAAAGAAGGUUCGAGAGUACCGGGAUGUUGCCGCGGAAGCCAAACACAAGAAUGUCAAGGCCCAUUUCGGGAAAAUCUUUGAGAUUUGUUCGGUCAAGGGGGAUGAACUCCCGGACGGGCACCCCCAGAAGAAAUUGGAAGGGUCGUAG